CUGAUAAGGUCGUAAAAAUAUAAUAUUUAUAUCUAUUAAACUCUUGAUUUUAUAUUGAUAUUUGAUGGUUUAAAGAUAUAUUACGUAAUUUUCUUAUCUAGACACGAGUUACUAUUAUUUAUUUUUAUUGUUUGUAGGAAAGAAAAUAUUGGCAUCAAAUUGCACAUUACGACACGCCAGUUAAGAGAAGCAAAGUUUAUAAGCCCGUUGACUCUCAACUAUUUAAAGCCCAAUGUUGUUUUAUUGUGUAAGCUAUUACAGUUGGGCCUUGAAGUAUAACAAUCUGUCACAUAACAUAUUAGAAAGAGGAGAGCAGCUCAAACUCUUCAUUGUUCUCACUAUUCUUGCGGGUAAGCCAAAGAGUAAAUCCCUUGAGCGAGAUUGAAGGUUAUAAAUUUUUCAAGCAAGAAAAGAUAGAGAUGAAAUCAGAUAAGGAUGAGAGCGUUCGAGAUCAAAGAUUCCCGCUGAUAAGAUUGGGAUGUCGAAUUGGAAGGAGAAGGCAUUUUCAGAUUUGAAGAUUUACGUAUACUUGGGUUGUUUUGGGUACCGAAUCAGAGAGGAGGGAGGCCGAAUUGCAUGCGAGAAGAAGACCAGCAACAGCGAACUCAGGAGGAAGCUGAUUUCGGCGACAGAGGAACCGAGGUGGUUGUAGCUCUCGGUUUGCUACGAUAUUGAUUUGGGUAUUCCGAUCAGCUACUCCGAAACAGAAAAAGGAUCUGAUUUUUAUUUUAGGGAUUUUCUGGGCUACGUUCAGGGCAGCAAAUUGAUGAGCUUCAUCUGAAUUUUGCGAGGUACCUAGCGAGCAGGAGGAUAAGCAAAAACGGACUAGUCGAGGUGACUCGGUUCAGCUUGUGUCUACUCUGAUUCUCAUUAGAAGAUUUGCUUUAAACACAUUCGUGGAGUUCUCUGCCUAAGGUGACUUCAAGCCAAUUUUUAUAUACCAAGCUUCAUAUUCUAAGGUACCGUCUAAACCCUUUGUUAUUAUUUUUUUUCCUUUUAUUUUCCGGCUGUGCAUAUAGAGUUAGGAUAUGGACUCCACCAAUAUAAACACGGCACAGCCUACGACAGUGGUCAGCCGGUCACCAGGGACGACUGAGUCUAGGACUGGGAAUGUCGUCUGGGGUGCUUGGGAUAACCUUCACCUUCUUCGAAUCCGACCGUUUCUGUUCAUGUGCAGGACAGAAUGGCCCGGACUAGAUGGACGGAAAUAGAUCCUGAUUACAAGUCCGAUGAUGCAGCCGUUGAUCCGGCUGACCCUUUAAAUGAAGAGCAGACGGCGGAACCGUCUGAGAGAGUUCCAAACGAGGAUACUCCGCAAGACUCCCUGGGUGUACCUAGCACCCCGGGUAUACCUAGCACCCCGGGUAAUAGCAUUUUGGGUAGUUCUGGCUCUAAUGCCGAAGAGUCCGGUGAGGGAUCCGGUGAGGGAUCGCAUGAUGAAGAGUCCGGCUCUGACGAAGAGUCUUCUAAAAAGGCUGCCCCUAUUGAUGAGGAAGCCUAUAAAUGGCCGGCUAAGGGGGAUCCAACCGAUAUGACUAUGUCCGCCAGGGAUGUGGUCACUUUAAACGCCACUCUUCCUGCUUUCUUAAAGAAGAAGUCGGUUGGGGAGAAAUGGGAAGUGGUUGUACCGCCUGUAGAGGCAAGCGUCGUUUGGACCGACGACGUGGACAACGCCGACAAUUACUUUGGCUGUUACGAGGCCGCAUUCACAGCCGGCCUCCGGUUCCCCCUCCAUCACUGCGUAAAAGCCAUACUAAGGGGGUAUGACUUGGGUGUAUGGCAGUUGACCCCCAAUUCAUGGGUCAACAUUCUUGGAUACAUUGCCGCCUGCGAGUUGCAGGAUGUUAGGCCAAGCUGGGAAGCUUUUGCGCACAUGCACUAUCUCAGUAGAGCGCCAGGUGGGUGUAAUGCGUGGUAUACUUUAACUAUGGUCCCGGAAUUUAUGAUGACUUUGGACAAGCCGUCCAAAUGGAGUAACUGGAAGAGCAAGUUUUAUGUCGUCUUUUCCCCAUCCCCCCAACUUAACCACCGGCUGCGUAGAUACAAUAAGCAUCCAGCUUUGCUGGGUAGGAAAUGUGCUCUCCCAAAAGUGCAAGCUGAGGCUUGGGACCAGAUAAUGGACAAAGUCCUCUUUCUUAAGACAACAGCCCGGCUGGAUGAUGGGAGUGAAAUUAUAGUCCCCCAAUUAUGGGUUCUCCAUCCGGAUUGGUUUAAGGACGAGUGUUUCUUGUCUCUUUGUAAUCUUAGCACUAUGUUUACUAAGGGUAGGUUGCCACAUGACCGAAUAUUUACCGGAUGCAUAUGUUUAUCAGAUUUUUAACCCAGUAUUUGUCCUCUUUGCCGAAGUAGAUAAAGGAAUGGUGCCUUCGGAGAAGAAACCUACUAUAUCUGCCCUUCUUCUAAGGAAGAAGCAGAUUGAAGAGAAGAAGGCGGCACUGGCCGCCAAGAAUGUCGGGGUAGUCUGCGUUUCCUUAGCCAUUUUUCUUUGCAUUGUUACUUUCUUUGCCAGAUGUAUUACACUUAAAUGAUUUCUUAACCGGAUGUAUUAUACUUGACUGCUUUCAGGCCGGGAGCCAAGUCAUUCCUCGCUCUUUAGCGAGUAUGCACAAAAGACCGGCUGGAAACAUACCUCAGCCGGCUUCUAAGGCACCAAAAGUGGCUGCCCCGGCUGCUUCUGGCCUACUACAGCAGGGAAGAGCCUGCAAUCAAUUCCCCACUUCGAAAUGGUGGUGGAAGAAAUAAGACUCUUACCCGAUCUGAAAAAGAGGUUGUGCCGGCUGUGCACACGAUCAAUAUUGACAGAAUCACUUCUCUCCUUGCUGAGGUAAUUAAACCGGAUGACCUAUGCUUGAGCAAUGAUCUUCAUUUACCGGAUGCAAAUGUUUUGUCCUUAUUUUUCUAACACUCUUCUCGCUGUGCUGGCUGUGCACACGGUCAAUAUUGACCGAAUCACUUCUCUCCUUGCUGAGGUAAUUAAACCGGAUAACAUAUGCUUGAGCAAUGAACUUUAUUUACCGGAUGCAAAUGUUUUGUCCUUAUUUUUCUAACACUCUUCUCGGUUAAUAUCACAGGUGAUGCUUAGAGUGGAUGGGAUUAAUGUCCCCUUGCGCAAAUAGCAGGAGGAGGUAAGAGACGCUCAGAGACGUGCAUCUGAGCUUAUUGACGUCUGCCAAUCCAAUGCUCUUUCAUUUGACUUUGAAACUAAACAAAAGGCGUUAGAACAGGAGGAAGCACUAAGACAAGCAGUUGCGGCUGGGGAGGCUGCAAUGAAGAGAGUUGAUGAGCUUGAGUUGAAGGUCAAAGACCUUCAAACAGAUCUUAAAGCUCUGGAAAAUGCUGAUAAAGAAAAUGUUGAUCUUCGCAAGGACGUCAGCCGGCUGAAGGGUGAGCUUUCUUUGAAUCAGGCGGCUCAUAAAGAAAAGCUGGAAAAGGAGCAAGUCCGCCUGAUAAAAGAGAACGAGGCCGACUGCGAGGAGCGCAUGAAGCUGGCUUGGAGUCUCAUUCAUCCGGACUAUGAGUUCGAGUACUUCAAUCUCCGGUACCUGUAUGCUUCUCAAGUAUACAAGGCUAAGGUACUCGGUUCUGACCCUCCUCCCCUUUUUGAGGAGUGGGUCGAACGGAAUACGGAGAGCCAGCCGGAUGAGGUGCAUCAGGAGACCCAGACUAAAAACCAGCCUGGAAAAACUGUUGUGUAGUCGGCUUAAAUUCAAACAGCGCAAACUCAGCAGCCGGAGGAUCAGCAACCUCAGUAGCAAUCUCAGCAGCAACAACAAUCAUAAACCAUCUUCUGUUAUUAUAAACAAUCUUCUUUUACCGGCCUGCGAGCCGUGUAGGUAUCUGUACUUUUCCCGGACAUGGGUCCGGUUAACAUUCAUUAAUUCUAAUCUAUUAACCAACUCAGUCGAUUUUUCCUUUUACAUAUACUUGCAUCAGUUAAUGUUUUGCACUAUUUCUACAAGUAUUUUUGUUCUCAUUUCGGCUGAUACAACGGAACGCAAAUAGAAUGGCUGUUUGUUUAUUCCAACGAUAAACAAGCAGUCGUCCUAUUGUCUGCCGGAUAAGGCAUCAAACUAUACAUCUAUCUCAUACCAGCUAAUACAACAAAACAAAAAAAAUAGAAUGGUUGUUUAUCUAUCAACGGUAAACCGUCUAGGUAUCCUUUGGAUAAGGCCCGGUUUUCCUAACCCAUAUUUAUUUAACGUGAGAUUUUAUACUUGAAGUAACAUCAUUCUUUUUAAAUGUGUUUAUCCGAAAUACCUAGCCGUGUGCAAUGCUUUGCUGCAAAAACCGGUUGGUGUGUUUACUAGGAUUUUGAUUUUUGCCGCAUGGACCACUUUUUGGUAUAUGCCGGCUGAAUCCUCGGUGCAAUUGAUCAUUUUGAACGGUUGUUUGUUACCUACAAUGAUGUGUCAGUAAUGUCGUUCGAGUCUUAUGACCGCCAGAACAGUGUAUCACCCGGAAGGGAGUUGUUCUCUUCGACAAUUUCACCCGGAUAGGUGUCGCCGGAUGACUGCUCUUUUUGGAGCAGUGAUUUUUUAUAAGUGUUCUUCCAUCUUUGUUUUUGCACUAGACAGGUGCUAAUACAAUUUGGAUGAAUGGAAAUUAUAUACUUUCACAUUUCAAUACAAUUUUCAAAAAUUACAAAUUCCUCAGUAGUAGCACUUUUUCAAGUUAUCUACGUUCCAGGUACAAGGCAGCUACAUUCCGUCUGGGAUUUCCAGGCGGUAAGUGCCGUUUCUAACUUCUCCAAAAAUCCGGUAGGGUCCUUCCCAAUUGGGAGUUAACUUCCCUUGCUCAUUCGCCCUACCGGUUGCUUCAAGCUUACGCAGUACAAAAUCUCCUACUUUAAGGGGUCUUUUGCGCACCCUUUUAUUGUAAGCUCUCAUCAUUCUCAGACGGUAGAUCUCAUGACAUAAGACGGCAUUGCCCCUUUUUUCAGGAAGAGAAUCUAAAGCCAGACGCAUGGCCUCCCAAUUUGCGUCUUCGUCAUAUAGCAUGAUUCGAAGUGUUGGUUCAUACAAUUC
Messenger RNA from Chenopodium quinoa (quinoa), 5024 nucleotides. RefSeq lists its product as uncharacterized. The record is from RefSeq and is a predicted model, not a curated record. Lineage: Eukaryota; Viridiplantae; Streptophyta; Magnoliopsida; Caryophyllales; Amaranthaceae. The coding region runs from base 1184 to 2320 and encodes 378 amino acids. The transcript has 2 exons.